Symbiodinium sp. CCMP2456 is the source of this 370-nucleotide messenger RNA. NCBI's taxonomy places the organism in Eukaryota, Dinophyceae, Suessiales, Symbiodiniaceae. The record is from the annotation of a GenBank genome assembly.
GUACUGGAGGUCCAUACCCAGCCUAGCAGCCUCGUCGCCGGCGCUUCCCGGCACAGAGGACGUCUGGAUCCGCAAUGAGGUGAAGACCGUUCGGAAGCUCCGCGACGCACGCGCGAUGCGUCUGCACCAGGAGCCAGAGAUUCCCGAGGUACCCUCUCCCAGACAUAUCCUGGAGCGAGCAUCGAAGGCCAGCAGCCAGAUCGUGAAGCGGGUGAAGGAGCCGAUGGCCCACCGCUCCCAGAAGGAAUGGGUACAGCUGGGUGGAGGCGGCUGGUGCAAUAUCGGUGAGUAUGGAUUGUCCCGGCCUCCCUACGACAACUGCGGCCGCUGGCGUCAGCUUCCUGAGCGCUUGCCCAGGGGCUCGGGUUAG